This is a messenger RNA of Adineta ricciae, 2536 nucleotides long. NCBI's taxonomy places the organism in Eukaryota, Metazoa, Rotifera, Eurotatoria, Adinetida, Adinetidae. The record is from the annotation of a GenBank genome assembly.
UCUGAAUAAAAACACAAAGUUGUCGAAUAAAUAUUCGAAUGAUCAAAUACCUUUAUUUUCUAUUUAUUCAAAUAUUCCUCUUUUAACUGAAAAACGAACAAUUCAACAAAUUUACGAUUCAGUUCAAGAAAUUGAAUCGAACGUCGGUCAUCAUUGGCCAUUAACUUAUAUUCUUCAUCCGAUAGAAACAUCAAAAUCAAAUCUUUAUUAUCCAAUUCGAUUAGAAAUUUCGUUGAAAAUUGAAGAAUAUUUUCAACGUUUAUUAUUUGGGAAAAAGAUGUUUAAAACACUUAUUACUUCUAAGACAACGGAGAUUCUUGAAUGUUAUCUUCCAGAACAAUUUAAUCUACAAAAAGAAAAAGUUUCUUCAUUAAAAAAAGAAUUUGAUGAAAAAAGAAUGGAAAUUGGAAAAUUAAUUUUGGAAGUUCGUCGAACAAAUGCCUAUGAACAAAUAAAUCAUUAUGAAAUUCUUUCCGAAAAAUAUCAAACAAAUUUAAAAAGACAAAAUGAAGAUUUGUCAUUUCAUAUAACAACAUUAAAACAAAAAAGUGAUUUUAUUAAUCAAUUGACUCAACGAGGUUUUCAAUAUGUGAAGAUUGAAAAACAUUUUCAGUUUCAACAAAGAGAAACUGAUCAAUCAUUGGAAAAACAACUUGUUAAAGAGGAAUUUCAGAGAAUUCUUUGUUCAAAUGAUUUCUUAAAUGAAACCAAUUGGACAAAAUUAAAUGAUUUAUUAAACGAAUUCAAUGAAAUGAAAAAAAAAGAUAAUCGAAUAAAACUUUUCUAUAUCGAUUUUACUUAUUCAACAUUUCAGUUAAAUGAAAUGAAAAGAUUUCCAUUGAAUUCUUUCAAACCAAUUCUUUCUCAACCACGAGCAAUUUCUCAAUCAAAUCGUCGCGAAGAAAUUCUUCAUAUUUUAUUUCUUGGAAAAAUCCACUCAGGAAAAUCAAUGUUAAUCAAUACAUUCGCAGAUUUUCUCAAAUCGAAAAAACGUCGAGAAAUUCAAAAAAAUUUUUCAAUCAAUAACCUUAAAAUAAUCAACAAGUUAGUCUUAUNAAUUCUUUCUCAACCACGAGCAAUUUCUCAAUCAAAUCGUCGCGAAGAAAUUCUUCAUAUUUUAUUUCUUGGAAAAAUCCACUCAGGAAAAUCAAUGUUAAUCAAUACAUUCGCAGAUUUUCUCAAAUCGAAAAAACGUCGAGAAAUUCAAAAAAAUUUUUCAAUCAAUAACCUUGUAAUUCCAUUUUUUCAUCUUAUCGAAAAUGAAUUUGAAGAACGACAAAUCCAAAUUGGUCCAAAAGAUUCCAAUGAAAAUUCUGAUAAAAAAGGCCAAUCAUUUACACAACAAUGUCGAUCUUAUUCAUUUCAUUUAGAAAAUAAUCAACAAGUUAGUCUUAUUGAUACACCUGGAUUUGCAGAACAUGAUGAGAAAGUAAUGCAAAAUAUUUUAUCAGUUGUUAAUCGAUUAACACAUAUCAAUGCCAUUUGUUUGAUAAUUGAUUCAAAUGAAAAAGAUUUCAAUUGUUAUCAAAGAUCUUUCGCUCAAUUGUUUAAUUAUUUUCAAGAGAAUAUUUUACAAAAUUUCUUUAUUUGUUUCACCAAAUGUCUUUCAAAUAAUCUUGAUGAGCGCCGUCAGCAAUCGAUUAUCAAAUCUAUUUCACCAAAACUUCAAUCGAUUAAUCGAGAAAAUCUUUUUCAAUUUGAUAGUUCAUAUUUAAUUCAAUCAACAAUACAACAAUAUCUGGGCAAAUUUGGUUUUCCAAAUGCUUCGUCUGAACAAAGUCAGUCAAUGACAUUUGAACAAUGGAAAAGAUUUUUAAGUCAAAUUCGAAACAACACUAAUCAACGUUAUUUAGCUCAUCAUCAAGGUUUACAAAAUCAACAAAUUCUUCGUCCAGAAAUUAGACGAUUAAUUCGUCCAAUCUUUGAAAUAAUUCGAAAUCUUCUUCGAAAUCAAAUUUUAUUUCAAUUCUCUUUGAGUUAUUCAAUUGAAAUUCGAUUUAAACCACUUGAUUUUAAUUGUGCAACAUGUCAUUCAUGUCAUCGAAAAUCGAAACAAAUUGGACCUUUUUGGAUUGUCUUUGAUUCAACACAUCAGUUUUCCAAUAAAUGUGGUACAUGUUCAUGUCCUCCCAAUCAACAUAUACCAAUUUCAUCUUAUUUAGAAUAUUAUCCAUCAGAUAAACCAUUCAAAUAUAUUCCAUCUGUUAUUCAAUCUCCUAUCGAAAACCUUGUUCGUGAAAGUGCAUAUUUAUCCAAUUGGCUCAUGAGAACAAGUCAACAGCAAAAUCCUGAAGAUUUGUUUUGUUUAUAUUUAGAGCGAAUGAUCAAAGAUGAACAUUAUGUUCUCGAAAAGAAACCCUAUAAUAAAUUCAAUGCCAAAUUAUACGAUCUUUUGAUUAUACUUCGAGAUCAAUAUAUUCAACAUUAUGGGAAAGCCAAUACACACGAAUGGAAGGACCUCGAUGACAUUCAAAAUCGAAUUGAUAAGAUUCGAAACGAUCCAAUUUUAUCCGAACAAUUUCAUGAGAAUAAUUAA